CUGAAACGAUCUCUGUCUGAUAUCCGUGUUGUGCUUUGCUUUCUGUAAAUUAGUGUGAAGUUCUUCAAAAAUGGACCAGUGUUGAGAAUUUAGAUGCAUACUAAACGUCAAUCGAGAUGAUGAAUUAAUAAUCCAAUGUUUACAAAACAAUGCAUAAUCUCUUAAAAUAACACCCCAGUCCAAAAACCUUUCCUUUUUCAUUUGAAUAUUUUUUCCGACAUCAUAUUAUGGAAGUUCCACUUUAUACCUGUCCACUUUGUUGUAAUAGUACGUUUGAUUCCAAACAAUCGCUUGUGGAACAUUUGAAUGAUUUCUCAUUGAAUAUUGUAUGUACAAUAUGUAGUCAAGGUUUUUCUACAUUGGAAUUACUCACAGAGCAUCUUAAAGUCGACAACUGUGAGGCUAUACAACCUGAUAAAGAUGUAGUCCUUGAAACUGAGCUGUGUAACAUUAUCAAAGUUGAACAUGACAUACAUUCUGUAAACUCAGAUUCCACACAAGGGAAUGAAGAGAUAACACAAAAAAAUCAUUUAGAAAACAAUGCAACAAAUACAAUAAAAUUAGAUAACAUAAACAAUCAUACUGAUGGUGGAGAUAAAAUGUAUGUAGAAUUGCUUCGUAAACAAUUGGCUAAGCCAUGCCUGCAGACACAGGAGAUGAAGCUGGUUAAGGAAGAUGGGCAAAGUCGUUAUGUAAUCAUUGCUGACGAGGAGUCCCUGACAAAUCCAGAUGUAACCAUAGUCACUAAGCAAAAUAUUGAUGGAACUAUAUCUUUGACCACUCUGAAAGCAAGUGUUCCUAAUGAAGAUUCAGAAAUGGAUUCAGAGCCAGUUAGUGAUGAUGAAAGAACAGAUAAAUCUGGGGAAGAAAUCUAUACAUGCAACACAUGCAGUGUUUCAUUUACAUCAGUUUUGGAACACAUACAGAAUUAUCACAAUGAUGAAGAUGUUGUUGUCCACGACAAUGGUAACACGGAUCUUCCAUUGCAAUUCGAAUCUGUUGUGGAUGAAGAAACGGCUGCAGAUAAACAAACUUCACGAAGAAUGAUAACAGAGGCUGGCAACAUUGUAGAAGCGCCGGUUGUGUUAAGCCAGACAGCUCAAUCCGAAAUGAAUGGUGUGGAAACAAUUAAUAUUGAACCGAAUGUCAAAUCAGGACGAAUGUACAUUGGGCGAUUGCUGCAGGUCAACGCAGCGCCUAAGGCUAAAUCUGAAAAUCCAAAUAGUGUUUACCAUAAGGUGGUGGUGAAAGAAAUGCAAACAUCGAAUGGCAACCAGGUUAAACUAUACAAUUGUAUGACCUGUAAUCUUUACGUCACCUCACUGGCGGAGUUCAAACAACAGCCUUGUAAAGUUUUGAAGUACCAAUGUCCACACUGUCCAGUUCAAUAUGUCAACUCAAAAUCCUUAUGUGCACACAUGAAAGUGCAUAAAUUAAAAACCCAAGAUCUAAGGUCUCGAGAUAAUUCAAAAUACGAAUGCGAAAUAUGCAACACACUGUUCCCAACAUGCAAGUCCCUAAAGUUACACAAGAAAAUGCAUGAUCCUAUCAAGUCCCGUCCAAUAGAACCUCCCUUAGAGACGUCGGAGGGCAUGCCGGCGAGCGACGACAAGUACCUGUGCUCCACAUGCCACAAGCUCAUACCUAUAGACUACCGUACCAUACACCAGAACUCACACAAGUCUAAUAACACAAUGAACUGUGAUAUAUGCAAUAAGAAGUUCCAUUCUAAAGAGUAUCUAGAUAUGCAUAUGGCUGUACAUAAAGUUGAUAAGGUUGUUGUGGAAAAAUCAGACAAAUUGCUACCCUAUGAUUGUUUGUACUGUGCGAGAAAAUUCGCAAGACCCCAUGAAAAAGUUAAACACGAAAGGAUACAUACAGGUGAAAAGCCGCACUCAUGUGAAAUCUGCGGCAAGUCGUUCCGGGUGUCGUAUUGCCUGACACUUCACAUGCGCACGCACACGGGCGCUAGACCGUACGCAUGCCCGCACUGCAACAAGAGGUUCAAAGCGCACAGCGUGUACAAUCAUCACUUGUUGACGCACUCGGAUGUCCGCGCGUACAAGUGCCCCUUCUGCCCCAAAGCGUUCAAGACGUCAGUUCAACUGGCGGGACACAAGAACUCGCACACCAAACCCUUCUCUUGCCAGCAUUGUAACAGGCCUUUCGCGUCCCUUUACGCGGUGCGCGUACACAUGGAGAUACACACGCGGCAAAACAGUCUCAAGUUCUCUUGUUCUCUAUGCGGUGCGAGUUACGCGCGGGCGUUCGCUCUGAAGGACCACGUCAAACAAGUACACAAACAAGACAUAUACGCGACGGAAAAUGAGAAUUUAGAAGACAAGAAAGAUUGGGCUAUUCCAGAAAAUACGGAUGUUGACUCCGAAAGAGUUCCUCUCAUUAAAGACUUGCCGGAAGAUGUGACUGAACUGGGUGACAAUGCCAGCGAACUGAUCAUCCCGUAGUCUUACUCACAGAUCGCACGAUCUAACUUGACCUGAUGUUUUGGCUCUCGGAUGCUCGCGCAUGUACCGUGCACACUAUAAUAUUACCAUUGAAUUCCUGAAAGCGAUAUAUCUGCAGUCACUCGUGACUAACUUCUUGUCAACUUAGCUCGCGCGUACUGUUCAUAGGAAUAUGGCCUAUAUAGUUAGUUAUAUUGUGUAUAGAAAUAAAGUUGUAACGGCCAUUUCUUUACGAAGUUGGGUGCCUUAUGGAUUGCAAUAUGAACACUGUCAAUGUUUUAACCAAUACUUCAAUUUAUCAUUACGCCCCACACACAGACAGGCAUUACGUAGACAAUAUGCAGAAUAUAUUGAUAGUAAUAUAUUGACAGUAUUCUUCACAUUGUCAAUAAUAUUACGAGUGUGAGGCCAGCCUAUGAAUUUUGGUAUUUUACUUCGUGUGAACAUUAAAAGGGGAGUUGAACUAAUUUACAUUCAUACUAUCGGUCCAUACUAUUUGAAAUUAAUUUAUUAGCGGCCAACAAAUAAAAACCUAUUUAUA
Messenger RNA from Pararge aegeria (speckled wood butterfly), 3006 nucleotides. RefSeq names its product zinc finger protein 2 homolog. The record is from RefSeq and is a predicted model, not a curated record. NCBI's taxonomy places the organism in Eukaryota, Metazoa, Arthropoda, Insecta, Lepidoptera, Nymphalidae. Bases 228 to 2465 code for a protein of 745 amino acids. Gene Ontology annotation, molecular function: RNA polymerase II transcription regulatory region sequence-specific DNA binding; DNA-binding transcription factor activity, RNA polymerase II-specific. Gene Ontology annotation, biological process: regulation of transcription by RNA polymerase II. The transcript is spliced from 15 exons. Gene Ontology annotation, cellular component: nucleus.